Molecule: messenger RNA, 2250 nt
Organism: Alternaria alternata
Lineage: Eukaryota; Fungi; Ascomycota; Dothideomycetes; Pleosporales; Pleosporaceae
Exons: 1
Coding region: 104-1768 (554 amino acids)
Source: RefSeq, a predicted model, not a curated record
CCCCGGCAAGAGAUACUGCUUUCACGUGCGGCAACUUUGUCUUGUACUUCGACAACGUCUUACGACUUGUCCUUUGUUUGGAGUACGUCAUCAAUGCGCGGCAAUGCCAAUUCUGAGUAGGCAGACGCCUAAACUGUUAACCAAUAUCGGCGGAAAGCGCCAUGCGAGCGCAGACGAUCACGAAGAACCGUUACCCAAGAGACGAGCGAACGAAAAUGCCGCUCCAAUAAAGAGGCAACGGGAGGUUGAUGUCAACGCUGAACCCUUGUCUUCCGACGAUGAAAUACACGCUCCCUCACCACGACCGGUCCAGCCCUCGAAGCCUGGUAAACCUACGCCGAAGAGCACCCUAGAUACUCUAAGGGGACCUCAAAAAAAGCCUGGCAAGAAAACGCUUGAAACAAUACGUCCGCCCGCGAGAGGGGCGUACCAGAAUGGUCAAGCCCAUAAGUCGACUGCAGGCCUCGACGAUAGCAAGGAACACACUCCCGCGUCUUCCGCGGGAUCAUCCAGCGACAGUCCAAUCAAAUGGGGUAUGGAACACGUCUCUCAAAAGAAGAACACGAAUGGCAAAGGCUAUGGCUCGAAGAGCAAGAACAUACAUGCACCACCUCCAAAGAAGUUUGGCAAGGCAGCGUCAAAGACCACUACGCAGACGUACGGAUCAAAGAACAAAUCCCGGAAUGGCAUGUCGCAAGCCGGUGCUGAGAGUGACGGAAGUGUAUCUGGUUUAGACGACGACGAGCUCUUUGCGCUCCCCAAAGAUAGUGACAGACAACAAAAGAUGAAUGAUUUAGGACUACGUGAAGUUGAAAAGAAAGCAAACGGUACAAAAGCCAAGAGCACCAAUGCUACAUCUACUGCAUUCGACGACGACGAACUGGACAGAGAACUAGGGACCAAACCAAAGAGCCCUAAGUCGCUUAAAGCAGAAAAGGCCGCCAGAACCGCCCGCCUCAUGAACCAGCUUAGCAGUUGGAAGGAAAAUCAGGAACCGCCGUCUUCGCAACCACAUUCCAGUGCACCACAAGAAGCCCUCGACGACAUCAACAGUUACAUGAGCAAACUCCAGCCAGUGGAAGAGGAGGGCUCGCGAUGCCUGCUAUGUUCGAAGUCCGUAGAGCAAGAGGACUAUUGGGACUUCUGGAAAGGCAAAGAGAGAACAGUCAAGAACAAAUCUGCAUUCUGCCAUGCGCAUAAGAAGAAGUCAGCACAGAAGGAAUACACUGAGAUGGGAUAUCCGGACAUUGACUGGAAAGCACUUCCCAGGCGAAUACGCAGGCACAAGACGACUCUAUCGCAGAUACUCAACAACGACGAGUUUAGUGUACACAGAGGUCGUUACGAGCCGUUGGCUCUGACUGGAAAAGCCGCCGCUGUACCCUCGAGGCGAACAGAUCUUGCAGAAGACGUGCAAGAAGAGCUGGAAUCAUACGCUCUCGACGAGAAAGCCGCUUACCCGGGCUACUAUGGUUCUCAUGGUCGUCGCGUCAUCACAGAGAGCGUCAUGGAUACUCUAAAGGUCGAGAUGAAGAACUGCAAGGAUCGCGUUGUGCAAGCAUCCGGCAUCGCAGCCUUUGUACAAGCUGUGAUGGUUCCGGAGGCGGCAAUCCUACUGAUUAUGGAUGAUUGUUCAGUGAACAGAGAAGAGGCGGAUAAGAUCAGGGAGAAGACGUACGAUAUGGGUCUCCUUCUCAACGAGGAAAUUGAGGACGAGCUCGAAAGACAGGACGACAGUGAUGAUGAAAACGAGUAUCAGUACAAGUGAUGAGAAGUGGAGAUUUAGAGCCCCGCCAGGUUUGUCACAAGCGCUGUUUCUUUCUGCGCUUUGCAUGACGCGUUGCAUUUUUCGUUGGCUUCGGCCACAUAUUGCUGCGUAUUCUGAUACCCAAAUAUUAUUCCGAGGCCAUUGUAUUGCUUAUGAUUCAUUCUGCUGCACCCUGGCACGCUUUCAUACCCUUACGGUGGAUAUUUCUGCUCUACACUCUACAGCACCAAGCGACCAUCAUCUUUCUUCACUCGUAAGUAGUACUUGUCGACCCCCAUCUUCUCACUAACUCGCGUCCUCGGUGGCUCUGAUUGUAGUCUCCACAAUCGCUUUACGAGUACCUCGCCAGUGAGCCUAAGAUUUCAAAAUCCUAUAUGCAUGCAUGCAAGUAUUCUGCUACAUUUCUUGUACGUCUCUUACUGAUAUUGGAUGAUCCGAUAUUGAAACUAUGAAGAUCACCGUAGCUGAAGAAAGAAAUGCGA